This is a messenger RNA of Trichomycterus rosablanca, 1923 nucleotides long. RefSeq lists its product as uncharacterized. Lineage: Eukaryota; Metazoa; Chordata; Actinopteri; Siluriformes; Trichomycteridae. Bases 1 to 1923 code for a protein of 640 amino acids. The transcript has 9 exons. The record is from RefSeq and is a predicted model, not a curated record.
AUGACUUGUACUCCGGCAGAGCACGUGCCGAGUCUCAGGGUGGGAAAAGGCGACGUUUCGGAAAGCGAGUCCGCAGGCCCGCCGGAUCCGAGCGUCACGUGCGGGGCCCGGGCACGAGCGACAUGUCGGAGCCCCGUGACCGUGGGCCCUUCGGUUCCGGAGUGGGGGCCCUGGACCCGAGUCGUCGUCGUCGCCGAGCGCGAAUAUUACAUUGCUAAAUGUAAGAGGACGGCCCUGAUGGACCGUCUCGCCGAGCUGAGGGCCAGCCACCCCGAUGUCGCGAUGGUCACCACCCUGGACAUCGGACACACGGGGAGGCUGUACCCUCCGCCGUCCACGUCCAGCGCAGCUUCGCAGGCGGCGGCCGCGUCUGAACUGCCGUCCACCUUGUCCGUACGCGACGACCUCUUCCCACGAGAUGCCAGAGGCAUCGUCUUUAACUUUGCCAUUCUUUUCGCUUUCACAGAGAAGUUGCUGCAGGAAUUCCUCAGCCACUGUGUGGGGACAAACCCGUCGGCGAAGAAAUUGGAGAAUGGCAAGGGCUCCGUCACCCACAUGAGGAGAUUCCUGAUCUUCGCCGGCGAGGGCCGACUCAUCAAGGGGAACUUCGGGUUCCUAAGUUCACACAGCUGCAUCAGAAAUUGGAUCAGAGUCUUGCUCGAAGACAAGCUGGCCGCCACCACCAUACGAUGUAAUCUGAUGAGCCUUCGUAAAUUUUUUGAAUUCCUAUCGUACGUCCCAAGGAAGACUUUAAAUUUGAAUGGCGUACAGUUUAUUUGGCUGCGUAAUGAGAUAAAGCUCAGGCUGAGAGACAUACAGAAGGACGUGACCUGCCACAGACAGUCCGUCCGCAAGCAGGCGACCAAGAACAUAGUCCCCGGGCAGGAUCUGAAGUGCUUUAGAAGGGAGGCCAGCCUAAUUCUACCGGCCAAGAUCGAAUCCCUCAAGCACGGUGUCGGUGAGAACCUGCGACAGGUGUUUGGACUCUUGACCGGGUACUUUGUGUCCAUCUCCGGUCACAGGGCCGGCGUGCUGAAGAACUUAAAGGUGGAGGAGGUGCAGAACGCAGAGGUGGAUGGGGACCACGUCACUAUAGACGUGGAGGAACACAAGAGUGCCGCCACGUACAGACACGCACAGCUCAGCCUGAGCCUUCGCGAGUUCGAGUGGCUGGAAGGCGUGAUCGUGGCCCGUGAGAAUUUCCCCGGCUCGGAGUCGCCUUAUUUCUUUUUUAACUCUGCGGGUGGCAGGUGCGAAAAAGUACUGUCGUACUUUAAGAUUGAAUGGAGCAGGAUGGGCUUCGGGGGUUCCUACACCUUUAGGAACCUCCGUACCUCCAUGGUGCACCACACCAAGAACCUCAGCCCCAGGAAGAGGCUCGCGGUGCACAGGGCAAUGUGCCACUUGGAGUCCGUCGCCGCCAAGUUUUACGUGCCUCUCAAUAGCGUCGAGGAGGCCAGACUCCAGGAGGCAGCGGGCGAGGACGAACACCGCGCCGGCCCCUCCGGCAGCCGCAGCAGAAGCUCGCGCAGACGGACCGCACCCAGCUCCGAGGACUCUGGAGAGGAGGACGAGGAGGUGGCGAGCUCGACCCCCGAACGCCACCGGGUGCAGAGGGCCCAGCGCUCCAGGAUCAUCCGACCGCGGGACUCCUCCGAUUCCGACGAGCCCACGUCCGUGGGCGUGCAGGCGGAGAGGAGUCCUCCAUCGGGUUACACGGUGUUGGGGAUCGGGCCCUCUCCGGACCACUCGUACUGUGGCACCCCGGUCAAGGUGAAGGAGAAGGUCAUGGACGCCAUCAUCUGUUCGGGGCGUCCCAGCAUCCGCCUGAGGAUGAUCUCUUUGUCUUCGAGCUCCUCCUCCUCCUCGAACGACGAGACGGCGGUGGAGGAGAUGCCCCUUGAACCCAGUGCCACGUUCUAG